Molecule: messenger RNA, 2051 nt
Organism: Durotheca rogersii
Lineage: Eukaryota; Fungi; Ascomycota; Sordariomycetes; Xylariales; Xylariaceae
Product: hydroxymethylglutaryl-CoA lyase
Exons: 2
Coding region: 155-1309 (384 amino acids)
Biological process (GO): ketone body biosynthetic process; L-leucine catabolic process
Molecular function (GO): hydroxymethylglutaryl-CoA lyase activity
Source: RefSeq, a predicted model, not a curated record
CAAGUCAUAGCCGAAGCUCGGCUACGCAUAACCGUUCACCCCGUCCGAGUCAGUGACAUCGUCGAGAAAAAAAAAAUUAAGUCAGUAUCGAAACCACGAAGCCCGAAGGGAUGAGGAGGGCCGAAAAAGCUUGAGCGACCGAAAUGAGCAUAAGAUGGCGUCGCUGCGUCCCAUGAUUCGGUCGGCGGCCCGGUGGCGGGUAGCUGCAGCGGCGGCAGCGCCUCUACGACGACGCUUUGCGACGGCUUCCGACGCGCGAAGCUCGGGCGAGGCCGCGACGGCCACGCAGCAGCACGCGCACCCGGGCAAUCGGGUGCGGGUGGUCGAGGUCGGGCCGCGCGACGGCCUGCAGAACGAGAGCAAGUCGAUCCCGCUGGCCACCAAGAUCGAGCUCAUCGAGCGGCUGGCCAAGACGGGCGUGUCCUCCAUCGAGGCCGGCUCGUUCGUCUCCCCGAAAUGGGUUCCCCAGAUGGAGAACUCGGGCGACAUCCUCGAACACAUCCUGACGAAGAAGAUCGACUCGCGCGUCCCCCUCACGUACUCCUUCCUCGCGCCGAACGCCAAGGGCUUCGAGAACGCGAACGCGCUCCUGCAGAAGCACUCGGGGGCGUACCUGACGGAAGCCGAGGCGUUCGCGGGGAAGACGGACCGGCCGGGGGUCGAGCUGGCGGUGUUCGCGGCGGCGACGGAGAGCUUCUCGCGGCGGAACCUGAACUGCGACAUCGAGACGUCGCUGGCGCGGUUCAAGGACGUGAUCCAGGGCGCGAAGAAGCUGGGCAUCCGGGCGCGGGCGUACAUCUCGGUGGUGCUGGGCUGCCCGUUCGAGGGCCACGAGGUCAACCCGCACCGGGUGGCCGAGAUCGCGACGUCGCUGCUGGAGAUGGGCGCGGACGAGAUCUCGCUCGGCGACACCACGGGCAUGGGCACGGGCCCGCGCACGCUCGAGCUGCUGCGGUGCAUGACGGCCGCCGGCAUCCUCAGCGAGGACAUCGCCAUGCACUUCCACGACACGUACGGCCAGGCGCUCGUCAACACGGUCGUCGCGCUCGAGCACGGCAUCCGCGUGUUCGACAGCGCCGUCGGCGGCCUCGGCGGCUGCCCCUACAGCCCCGGCGCCACCGGCAACGUCGCCACCGAGAACAUGGUCUACUUCCUCGAGAGCCUCGGCAUGGACACCGGCGUCGACCUCGACGCCAUGGUCGACGUCGGCCAGUGGAUCACUCAGGAGCUGGGCAAGCCCAACGACUCUGCUGUCGGCAAGGCCGUGCUCGGGGCCCGUAAGCGAGCGGCCGAGACGCCAGAGGCUUGAUAUUCUCAGCUAUACCUAUAUAUAUAUAUACUAUGUAUGUUUACACUGUUGAUUUCUAUAUAUAUGUACGAGAAACAAAUCCACGACUAUACUUGCAUCUUAAUGUAGAGCACGUAUAUUGGCUAUCCGACGUACUGCCGCAAGGAACUAAAUUCUCACCAUCAUCACUAUAUUUUCCCUGUUCCGAGACCGACCCCCUUAAGGCCGAGGACAAGUUUAAGGACAGGAACCCCGAGCAACCCCGAGUCCGUGAUGCCACCGCUUCCUCCUCUUUCAUAGUUAUACCGUAUUCGCGCGGCUCCCAGAGCGCUAGCAUCCAUACAUCCGCCACCCCGCCGCGAGGAAUCGUCCAGGCGCCUGCAACCCGUCCGUGUUCGGAGCCAUCUCGCCCUCGACCUUGUCCGCGGCGACACCGGCCGCCUCUGCGUCGGCAAUAUGUCGAAACGCUCGCGCGCGUCGCCGCCGCCGUCCAGCUCGUGUGGCUGCUACUGCAGCCUCCCCCCAAUAAUCUCCCUACGAGUGAAAACACGACGACGGUGCCGACACAUGCUUGCAGGACUCUCUCGCGACUAUCGGCAACCUCGUGGCGGAGGCGCCGCGGGAGCGCUGACGUGGGUGGCGCCGCGGCAGGAAGUAGCUUUACGUGGCAUCUACGCAUGUUUUCACGCCCAGGUACCUAUGACGGGCUUCUUCGGGUUACUCGUAUGUACGUACUCCGUGUAUUUAUGUACUAAUUCUUCAG